Messenger RNA from Paramormyrops kingsleyae, 7103 nucleotides. It is a transcript of the gene adcy5, whose product is annotated as adenylate cyclase 5. Gene Ontology annotation, cellular component: plasma membrane. Lineage: Eukaryota; Metazoa; Chordata; Actinopteri; Osteoglossiformes; Mormyridae. The record is from RefSeq and is a predicted model, not a curated record. Gene Ontology annotation, biological process: cAMP biosynthetic process; intracellular signal transduction; adenylate cyclase-activating G protein-coupled receptor signaling pathway. Gene Ontology annotation, molecular function: adenylate cyclase activity.
AAACUAUGUAUUUAAAAGUACGGCUGCGUCCAUCGUCCACAGGUCUUGACCUGAGAGCAGCCGAUCGGCCUGGUCCAGCUACGGACCCAAGAACCGGGCGACGACUAAGCGGAGUGUAGCGAGUAGGACAGCGACUUUUACUGACACUCGCCAAAACCAAUGAGAGCUCGCAAGUGAAGGAGUUUAUCCAAUGAGAAGCGAGGAGGGCGGGAUUGGGGAAUCAAACUUGGUUGAAUGGCGAGCGCUGAGACCACCGACGGUGGAGGAGGCGAUGCCCUAUCGAUCCGGGGCGGGCUUCAGGAGUGGGCCGGCCGGCACAUCGCGCUGUAGACUCAGGUUUUGGAUCACUGUCGCUGACUGUCUUUCCCUUUUUGGCUGCAGAAGGAGUCACCGUUAAAGGUGUGAUCGCACAUGGAUAAACAUCAUGGAUAAACAGCUCGCCAGGCGGCCGGCUCUGCGGCCGUGAUCAGGACCCCCCCGGUCUGUAGCGGGAUCCGGCAACGCGAAGCGCCGUCUUCUCCCGGUGGCAGUAAGGUCUCCUUAGCCGGGCAUCGCCCCCGCCCCCGCCCCCGGAGCUGCGGGGGCGCGCAGGUGCGCGGAGGCGCGUCCCCGGUGCUCCGUGAGGCCGGUACCUUGGUCUCGGACCCGCCGCACCUCCGCGGACACGAAGCGCCGGGGAGGCUGAUCAAAAACCACGGCGGACUGAAUCAGAAGGACCGCCGGCGAUCGGGGAGAAACCCGCCCGUGUCCGUUUUUAUGUAUUAAUGGCGCUUUUCUGGCUGCAGUGUAAUUAAUGUCGCUUAUUCCCUGGUUUCGCGUAAGAUGAGUAAAUGUAACAAGUAAGGUGAUUCAAUGUAACAAUGUUGUUUCAUUAAGUUGCUUUUACGGAAACAUUUAAUUGACACGUGUAAUACAUUCUAGGAUGUCGUUAUUCUAGGAAAUAAUGGACUGUAUGCAAAUUCCUGACCAAGCCCAGGAAUUGAUAUUAUCUGACUGAUACUUUUGUGAGAGGAUGGUAAACACACGCUGGUAAAGCGAUGGGAAGUUGUCGGGAGCUGAUCUCACGCCUGCGCUCAUAUUUAGUUUAAUCGCUGUUAUUUGGUACAUUUUAAUUGCAUAUCAUGUCUCGGUCGAACAGCGUAAGCCCCCCCGCCGUGGCCCCCCCCGGGCCCCGAGAAGGCACAGAACACAGGUCAGCUUGGGCUGAGUCUGAGUCCAUGGUCAAUGGGUGCCCUUACCCAAGCCGGACUCUGAGUCGUAAGCUGGGCCGGGCCAGCAGCAGAUGGAGGGAUGUGGAUGAGCUGGAGCGGGACCCUGGCCGUCCCGCGACCACCGUGAGCCGAGUCAGCUUCAGGUCUAAGUCGGCGUGGCAGGAGCACGGGGAGGAGGGCCAGAACAAUAACAGGUCCUCCCCGAAGCUUGUGGAUGGGGAGGUGAGGCCACGCUCCGUGGAGCUGGGUUUGGAAGACCGGAGAGCCAAGGGGAAAGGUGACGAGGAGCUGGUGCCUGAGGUCUACUUCUCCAUGGUGUCCUGCUGCAGCAACGUCAUGCAGGUCUUCAGGUCCAAGAAGUUCCAGUCGGAGAAGCUGGAGAGACUUUACCAGCGCUACUUUUUCCGGCUCAAUCAGAGCAGCCUGACGAUGCUCAUGGCCGUUCUGGUGCUGGUGUGUGCGGUAAUGCUGGGCUUUCACUGCGCUGGAAAAGCGUCCCGCGUGCCUUAUGUGGUGGUCUUCUCACUGACUAUCCUCCUCAUCCUCCUGCUCAUGGUAUUAUGUAACAGGAAUGGGUUCCACCAGGACCACAUGUGGAUCGUCUGCUAUCUCGUCAUCUUGGUGGUAUUAGUGGUUCAAGUGGUCGGGGUCUUGCUGGUGGAGCCACGCAGUGCCUCGGAGGGGAUAUGGUGGACCGUGUUCUUCAUCCACACCAUUUACACGCUGCUGCCGGUGAGAAUGAGAGCCGCCGUCAUCACUGGGGUGCUGCUCUCAGCCGUGCACGUGGCUGUCUCAUGGAAGCUCAACGAGACCGACGUCUUCUUAUGGAAACAGUUGGUCUCCAACGUGCUGAUAUUCUCCUGCACCAACAUCGUGGGCGUCUGCACGCACUACCCAGCCGAGGGCUCCCAGCGGCAGGCCUUCCAGGAGACCCGGGAGUGCAUCCAGGCCCGGCUGCACUCACAGAGGGAGAACCAGCAGCAGGAACGGCUCCUGCUUUCUGUGCUUCCCCGCCAUGUUGCUAUGGAGAUGAAAGCCGACAUUAACGCCAAGCAGGAAGAUAUGAUGUUUCACAAGAUUUACAUCCAGAAGCAUGACAACGUGAGCAUCCUCUUCGCUGACAUCGAGGGCUUCACCAGCCUGGCCUCGCAGUGCACUGCCCAGGAGCUCGUCAUGACGCUGAACGAGCUGUUCGCCCGCUUCGACAAGCUGGCCGCGGAGAACCACUGUCUACGUAUUAAGAUCCUGGGCGACUGUUACUACUGCGUAUCAGGCCUUCCAGAGGCGCGAGCGGAUCAUGCCCAUUGCUGCGUGGAGAUGGGCGUCGACAUGAUCGAGGCCAUAUCGUUGGUGCGGGAAGUGACUGGUGUCAACGUCAACAUGCGCGUGGGCAUCCACAGUGGCCGUGUGCACUGCGGGGUGCUGGGCCUGCGCAAGUGGCAGUUUGAUGUUUGGUCCAAUGAUGUCACGCUGGCCAAUCACAUGGAGGCGGGCGGCAAGGCCGGGCGCAUCCACAUCACCAAAGCUACACUGAACUACCUAAACGGCGACUACGACGUAGAGCCGGGCCGUGGCGGCGAGAGGAAUGUCUACCUGAAGAAACACAACAUCGAGACCUACCUCAUCGUGGGCUGCAGCCAGAAGCGGAAAGAGGAGAAGGCCAUGAUCGCCAAGAUGAACCGGCAACGCACCAACUCAGUCACACACAACACCUCACACUGGUGUUCUGACCGCCCAUUCUACAACCACCUGGCCGGCAACCAGGUCUCCAAGGAGAUGAAGAGGAUGGGCUUUGAGGACCCCAAGGACAAGCAUUUCAUUUUCAGAAACACCCAGGAGAACCUGAACCCUGAGGAUGAGGUAGACGAGUUCCUGGGCCGGGCCAUUGACGCCAGGAGCAUCGACCGGCUGCGCUCAGAACACGUCAAGAAGUUCCUCCUGACCUUCCGAGAGCCCGACCUGGAGAAGAAGUACUCCAAGCAAGUGGACUCCAAAUUCGGGGCGUAUGUGGCCUGCGCCUCCCUCGUGUUCCUAUUCAUCUGCUUCAUCCAGGUUGUCGUGGUACCACGCUCCACACUGAUGAUCGGCUUCUACGUCGCCUGUCUCUUUCUCCUGCUGGCUGUCAUGUUUGUCUCGACCAUCUACACCUGCUACUGGAUGGACCCAGAUCUGGUUGAACUGCUUCUAGGUCAGAGACACGCUCCUUUGUUUUUCCCAGUGUCUCUGCAAAACCUCUCCAAGAAGAUUGUCCAGUCCCGGAUGAACAGCACCCUGGUGGGGAUCUUCACCAUCAUCCUGGUCUUUCUUUCUGCCUUCAUCAACAUUUUCACCUGCAGCACCAGCGAUUUGCCCAGCUGCCUAGCGCAGGAGUUCAACAUCAGCCGCAGCCAUGUGAAUGCCUGCCAUGUGCAUCACUCCGCCCUCAACUACACCCUGUACACCCUCAAAGGCAUCUGUGGGGACCCAGCACCCAGCUGCAGCUUCCCAGAGUAUUUCUCCUCCUGUGUGCUCCUUAGCCUGCUGGCCUGCUCGGUCUUCCUGCAGAUCAGCAGCAUCGGGAAGCUGCUCCUCAUGCUCUUCAUCGAGCUUGUUUACGUGCUGGUGCUGGAGCUCCCUGCCGUCAGCCUCUUCGACAACGUGGACCUGAUGGUGAUGGCCAACGCUAUAGAACGUGUUAAUGGGACUUGCAACCCGCCGUACUCUAAGGUUCCCCUGAAGAUCGUGACCCCGGUGGUCAUCACCGUCUUUGUGCUGGCACUCUACCUGCAUGCCCAGCAGGUAGAGUCCACCGCCAGGCUCGACUUCCUGUGGAAGCUGCAGGCCACCGAGGAGAAGGAAGAGAUGGAGGAGCUUCAGGCAUAUAACCGCCGGCUCCUCCACAACAUCCUGCCCAAGGACGUGGCCGCCCACUUCCUGGCCCGUGAGCGCCGCAACGACGAGCUCUACUACCAGUCGUGCGAGUGCGUGGCCGUCAUGUUCGCCUCCAUCAGCAACUUCUCUGAGUUCUACGUGGAGCUGGAGGCCAACAACGAGGGCGUGGAGUGUUUGCGGCUCCUCAACGAGAUCAUCGCCGACUUCGACGAGAUUAUCAGCGAGGACCAGUUCCGGCAGCUGGAGAAGAUAAAGACUAUCGGCAGCACGUAUAUGGCCGCAUCGGGCCUGAAUGCCUCCACCUACGACAAGGCGGGCCGCUCACACAUCCGUGCCCUGGCCGACUACGCCAUGCGUCUCAUGGACCAAAUGAAGUACAUCAAUGAGCACUCCUUCAACAACUUCAAGAUGAAGAUUGGUCUCAACAUCGGCCCGGUGGUGGCCGGGGUCAUCGGUGCCCGGAAGCCACAGUAUGACAUCUGGGGCAACACGGUAAACGUGGCCAGCCGCAUGGACAGCACCGGAGUCCCCGAGAGAAUCCAGGUGACCACAGACCUGUACCAGGUGCUUAGUUCCUACAGCUACCUGCUGGAGUGCCGGGGUGUGGUGAAGGUUAAGGGCAAGGGUGAAAUGAUGACCUACUUCCUCAACGGGGGACCUGCCGGCACCUAACCGAGGCCCCCGGCCGGCUAGGCAGCAGGCAGGUGCCAGGGGUGGCAGCGAAUGGGGAGGAAGCAGGUCUCUGCAGCAUUGGGACGGGGGGGCUGCCUCAGGCACACCCCUAAGGACAAAAAGCCACACCCACUUGCAGGGACGCACCCCGGGACCAGGAUAUGAAAGCCCCCCCCAGGCAGGGUCUGGUGGGAGGGGCCCCUGUGCCACCCGGCAUCUGAAGAGACCAAAGAAAUUGCACAGACUUGGCAGACAGACGCACCUCAGGCAUGAUGUGCAAACCAGGAAAUGUGCCACCUGGAGGAUGAACAGAAAUAGUGCAGCAGAGAGCAAAGACAGCACCUCAUGCUGGAGCUCCCUGCUCACCCUCCAUAACAAGGCCUGAUGUGGAUAACCUGGGGAUCGAGUGCAUAAAAGGACUGCAUCAUGCACGACUACGACACCCGGAUGCACACGCACGCAUGUGUGAAACUGUCAUGUAACGCGUGUGUCUGGAGUCACUGGAGACAGUUGAAGAUAGUUGCAGAGAUGGUGGGGAAGGCUUCUUUUUGUAUUUUGACUCAAAAAUAAAUCUAGCAUAUAUUUGAGAAUCUAUAUUUUGUACAUUAUUAUAUUAGAGAGAGUAUAUAUAAGCCCAUUUGUGUAUUUUGGUGUGUAUAUCCAUCAGAAGUAUAUAGCAGCCAUGCUUUUAUUUUUUUGCAGCGUGGGAAAGGGGUUGGAGGGGAGGAUGAGCUGGAUCACAUCACAUGGAGGGCGGGGGUGGGGGGCAUGUGCCUUAAAGGGGGAACAGGCAGCCGAAUGCUGGUCUGAAGAAAGUAGGGGGGCUGGUGUCCAGCAGGGGUUACUGCUGAGGCCCCUUUCAGUUACAAUGUAACAGGGUGAUGCCACUAUUUUGGAGUUCAGUCAUUUGAUCAAUAGAUAAAAUCAGGCAAGCACUGUAGUUUGUGGUAGCGUAAUAAGUAAUGCUGUACAAUAGAGAAACACUGUAUGUAGGUAAGAAUGGGUACCUAUGGUCAGAGGAAUGGGUUCGAAUGUCAGUAUAUAUGUACCGCUCCACCUCUAGCCUGAGCGCAACUCAUUCUUUCCUCAUUCACCCUUCAUUCCCUCCUCAUUCCCUCCUCGUUCCCCCCACAAUCCCUCCUCAUUUCCCGCUUAUUCCCUCUUCAUUCACCCUUCAUUCCCUCCUCGUUCCCCCCACAAUCCCUCCUCAUUUCCCGCUUAUUCCCUCUUCAUUCACCCUUCAUUCCCUCCUCGUUCCCCCCACGAUCCCUCCUCAUUUCCCGCUUAUUCCCUCUUCAUUCACCCUUCAUUCCUUCCUCGUUCCUCCCACAAUCUCUCCCCAUUCCCUCCUCAUUUCCCCCUCAUUCCUUUACUCUUACCCCUUCCCCAGCAUUGGGACUGUAGGGUCAGGCUGACCUUGAGCUCCCCGCUGCCACUGGUCCCUCCCCUCCCAGCCUGUCCCCUCCCAUCCCCUUUUGGCCUGUCCCAUUUCUUCAGACCAGAGCCUGCCAUGAUUCUGUGGUGUGCAGCAUGACUGAAGCCCCACCUUUAUGCCUCUUUAGGGAACAUCUUGUCUCGCUCGUCCUGUGUUUGAAUUUCUGCUUUGGGUCGAGGUCGCCCAUCCCAAUGAGACACAUAAUCAGUAUUACAUCUACCAAUGACCUUUUGUUUUGAUGCCAUUUUAACUCCUGCUAACAAACAGCUAUGCAGUACAGCUCGUUCCCUCCCGAAAACAUCAAUGAUCUAAAGCUUCGACUUAUUAAUUAAUGUCAUUUGUUUAUUAACAGUCACCUGUGUGUGGUCGGGGGGAUUGCUGUUCACCAAGAUGAAGGAUUGCUCUGACGCUGGCUGGUUAAUCAGUUCGCUGCUGUUUGCUUAUCAGCUGAAGAUAAAUCUGUGUGGUUUCAGUAUUUCCCAUGCAGACACGGUGUCAUUGCCCCCCUGCCGUGACCCCGCUGUACUUUCUGGACGCCAGUUUGGUGUACUCAUGAUUAAUGUAUAUUUUUGUUUCUCCGAAUCAGUUUUGUCACACUUGUGUAUCCAUGGAAACGAGCCCUCCAGCCCAAGGCCACUGCCCCGCAUCAGUACCAGCAGCUUCUCUUACAUUAAGCAGCCAGGGGGAGCCACACUACUGGCACUAGGCGAGCUUGCUUUCUGAUAGGUGGCUCGCUGCACUGGUGAAGCUUAGAGAACUCAUGGGGGUGCAGGAGAGUCCGUGAACGGCAGCCGCAGAAACCAUCCGUGACUCUUGUUUUGUUAGCACUGCAUAUCUAACAUGUCAAAACUAUGCUGAUUUUAAAAUUUUUGUUUUAUUAUUUUUUACACCCCAAUAAACUUGUUAUACAUUCA